GUGUCCCUUCGCAUUCAAAAGCGCCGAAAGAGAGAAACCUAACAACGCCAUAGCGUUCUCUAACUCAUCGUGCGAGGUCCCUCGACCUCCGCACAACCCCAACUCUAAGGGGCUGUGCAUGUUUUCCACGCCCAUGUCGGAAUCGGAUGUCCACGCGCAGCCGCCACCCUUCCUGCUCCAGCGUCCACCGCUCCUGCAGUCUGCGCCGCCGCUCUUCAAGCAGCGAUCAUGGUCGCCGGAUGUCUACCGUGACGAGGCCUGGCUCCGCCGCAAGGGAAACUGGAAGAACCGCCGCAGCAAGAGCGUCACAGACGAGGAUGUGGACGAACUCAAAGCCUGCAUCGAAUUGGGCUUCGGAUUCGAAUCCUCCCCUGAGGUUGAGCUUGAUCACCGCCUCUCCGAUACCCUACCAGCUCUAGGUCUCUACUACGCCGUCAACAAACACUACAACGAAUCCCUUGUCCCCAAGACCACACCGUCUUCCUCCGUUGCAUCUGACUGCGAAGGCACUCCUUCUCCCCACGGCAGUCCCCACUCUACCAUCUUCACCACAGGUGAUAACCCUCAGACGGUGAAGACGAGGCUGAAGCAGUGGGCUCAGGUUGUUGGUUGUGCGGUGCGUCAAAGUUCUAGCUGAAUGGAUUAUAUGAUGCGAUGAUGAUCCUUGAUCCGGAACCGAAGCAGGGUUGUGAAACCUAAAUCAUUACAAUAGAAACUGUGAUUGAUAUAAAUGACAACUAUUUCUCACCGAACUGAAGCGAUGGCGGACCCUGUUUAACCACCCGAUUGUGAGGGAAGCAAAGUAGGUAGUUAGUAAUACAUGUGGGGUGUCGGCAGAGCCUUGUUUUGUGAUGUACUUGUGGAAUAUGUGAUGACUACUAAGUUAGAUCUAUUAUAGUAUUGUCUAUGUGAUGUGGUAGAAGUACGUACAUUUAGUUUUGUCUUUGUUUUUGUGUUUGUGGUGAGUGUGUGAAAAGAAAAGUGAAAAGGUGUUGGUUCUACUAGUGCAUUUGAAUCCAGUACUGUGUGUGCUGCUCUGCUCUACUCUGCUCAACUUUGGUAUCUGUAGUUUCUCUUUCCUCUUGGAUUUGCCUGGUAGCUUGGUUGGAGAAGCGAAGAAUAUAACUUGAACGAGGGAUAGAGCUUGCUUUCUAACAUGGACCUGGUAGCAGUACGAUUCAACUUAUGUCUUUCGUGAAAGGUAAGACAGGGAAGCUUCAAAUUUCAACAUUCUCCUGUUCGUCUGGGUCUGAGAAUAUUGCGCUGCUGGCAUGACUACUUUGUGUUUCUUACCUUUUGUACUUUUAGCUAGCUUCCCUCUGUCAUCACUUAUUUUCCACCCAUUUUCCAGAGACAGAGUGGCAAUGGAAUGGAAAGUCUCCAGUGUUGACUUUUUUUACGCGGAGACUGCCGUCAAGUCAAUCCAUUCCGACUAACAUCAAAGAAAUUGCAGUGACCGGUUAUGUGUUGAACACCUAUGUCACGAGAACUGUGCCAUCCAUGAAAAAAUUGAAGGUUAGGAUGAAGGCUAAUGUUCGGCCUGCACUCAUUUGAGGUGAAUUUGGAUGAUAGUAAUAGAGAGAUAAGAAAAGUGAAAAAGAUAAUAGUAGAUAUAAAAAAUGGUGUGGUUAAAAGAAAAUACAUUGAAAUGAGAGUAAAUUUAUAAUCUUGAGAGGUAGGGAAUAUCUGACUAUAUAAUCUGGAUAUAUCUGACUAUGUAAUCUGGAUAUAACAAACACAAUUGAGUGUAGCUAGAAAACGUUAUGAGUCAUUUGCACGGAACAUAUGAACAAAUCGGGAAAGAAACUACGAAUCCAUGGAAGUUUUAGCAGAGCUUGGAGUUUUAGCAGAACAGAACGUUGAGCUAAAACAUAUUGCAAUAUAUUGUCCUUUCUCAACAAACCAUAGUUUAUAAUUCUGCAUGUAUAAGUUACAUGACUGUUCAGUGAUAUACCUAUUUUUCUCGU
Molecule: messenger RNA, 1967 nt
Organism: Vigna unguiculata (cowpea)
Lineage: Eukaryota; Viridiplantae; Streptophyta; Magnoliopsida; Fabales; Fabaceae
Source: RefSeq, a predicted model, not a curated record